AUAUCCAAAGAUUUAUCAAACAAUCGAUGACGUGCCAACAAGAUGGAACUCCUCAUACUUGGCUUGGGUCCGGCUUAAAGAACUACGAAAAGCGAUCGAGUAUCUUGUUAUAAUGUUGCUUUCAGAAUCAGAACACUGCGACAGACUUGACGGCGAAUAUUUGAAAUUAAUAAAUCUAACUGAAAAUGAAUGGCGAUUGUUAGAUAAUCUUAUUUCAUUAUUAAAGCCAUUCUAUGAAGCCACUAACAUAUUUUCUGGUUCAAGCUAUCCUACUCUUAACCUUAUUUAUCCGACAAUGAGAUUGCUUAUUAAGAAGUUUGCACCUUCUUAUGAACAAACCAAAGAUGACUACCCCGAUUUAUUAUUCAGAUCUAUUAAUAGGCAU
Messenger RNA from Racocetra persica, 385 nucleotides. Lineage: Eukaryota; Fungi; Glomeromycota; Glomeromycetes; Diversisporales; Gigasporaceae. The record is from the annotation of a GenBank genome assembly.